Protomyces lactucae-debilis is the source of this 4521-nucleotide messenger RNA. RefSeq names its product putative ABC transporter. The record is from RefSeq and is a predicted model, not a curated record. Bases 1 to 4521 code for a protein of 1506 amino acids. Gene Ontology annotation, molecular function: ATP hydrolysis activity; ATP binding; ABC-type transporter activity. Gene Ontology annotation, biological process: transmembrane transport. Gene Ontology annotation, cellular component: membrane. NCBI's taxonomy places the organism in Eukaryota, Fungi, Ascomycota, Taphrinomycetes, Taphrinales, Protomycetaceae. The transcript has 4 exons.
AUGAGCCAGUCUGCUGCGUCUCCAGCAUCGACGCUCAUGGAUCAUCAACAACACACGGAAGAAGUCGCUCCUGCGAUUGUAUCACCUAGCUUGAUCCAGGAGCACAAGGCACGGCCUGCUGCACAGUCUCGCGUGAGCCAUGCUGCAAAUACUACUGAUUCAGAAGGUCAUGGGGCGUUGGAACGGUAUCACUCUCGCAUGUCGCACAUGUCACAAGAAGAAAGCAACGACCUCAUGCGCAGACUCACCUCGCGGCGAUCAGCUGGAGGUGAGGAUCCAGGUGGUGACAACACAUUCAAUGAGUUGUUAGGUGAAAUAUUUGAUCGUGAUGAGAUGAAGAAGAAGAAUGUGGGUGUUUACUUCGAAGAUCUGAAUGUUAUUGGUGGUGGUGUUGGUGCUGCGAUUCAACCAACAGUCGGCGAUAUCCUCAAGGGCAUUGCUUCCAUCCCAAUCUUGCCUUAUGUCAUCUACAAAAGUACAAAGGCCAAAUCACCUGAAGCUGUUGAACGUAAGCUCAUUCACGGCUUCAACGGUUGUGUCAAAGACGGAGAGAUGUUGCUUGUUCUUGGACAGCCGGGCUCUGGAUGCACCACAUUUCUCAAGGCACUUGCCAAUCAGCGGAAUGGCUACAAGGAAGUCACUGGCAACGUCCAUUACGGUGGUAUUGGCUGGGAGGAAAUGGCCAAAAAGUACCGCGGUGAUGUUGUCUAUAAUAGUGAGGACGAUCUGCACUUUGCAACGCUCUCAGUCGAACAGACACUACGAUUUGCACUCAAAACGAGGACGCCUGGUGAGAGACCUCAAGGUGAAACUCGCAAGGGCUAUCAAGACAAGUUUUUGAACGUUCUUGGCAAGAUUUUUGGUAUUGAACACACCUUCAAGACGAAGGUUGGAGACGAGAUGGUUCGCGGAGUCUCUGGCGGAGAAAAGAAGCGUGUCUCUAUUGCAGAAGUAUUCGUCAAUCGUGCAAGUGUUGGCUGCUGGGACAACUCCACUCGUGGUCUUGAUGCUUCGACUGCUGUUGAAUACUGCCGCUCCUUGCGGGUACUGACCAACAUUGCCAAGGUCUCGACAGUUGUGACCAUUUACCAGGCAGGUGAGCAGCUCUAUGACUUCUUCGACAAGGUCUUGCUUAUUGAGGGUGGUCGAUGCUUGUACUAUGGUCCUGCCGAGUCUGCACGUCAGUACUUUAUUGACAUGGGCUAUGAGCCUGAAGAGCGUCAAACAACAGCCGAUUUCCUGACAGCCAUCACCGACAAGCGUGCACGCAAGGAGCGAGAUGGAGCAAGUCCACCACAGACGACAGAGGAGCUUGAGCAAUAUUACAAGAGUUCUCAGAUAUGCAAAGACAACUUUGAAGACAUGAAGUCAUACAAUCAUCGUUGCAAGGAAGAUCCACCUGCAGAGACAUUCAAGGAGACCGAAUCCGACAAGAAGGGCAAGCGUCAUGGCGUAUAUGCCCUUCCCUUCUACAAACAGAUCUGGUACUGCACCAUCCGACAAUAUCAGAUCAACUUUGGCGACAAGCUCUCGCUUUAUGGAAAGAAUGCCUCUGCUGUGUUCCAGGCUCUGAUUAUCGGCUCUCUCUUCUACGACAUGCCAAAGGAUACCAAUGGAGCAUUCCUCCGUGGAGGUGUCAUCUUCUUCAGUCUGCUCUUCAACGCCCUUCUCGCGCUCGCUGAGCUCUCCUCAGCAUUUAGCUCUCGACCUGUUCUCAUGAAGCACAAAUCCUUUACAUUCUUCCGACCCAGCGCUUUUGCGUUAGCUCAAGUGGUUGCAGAUGUGCCGGUUGUUUUAUUACAGGUGGCAGCCUUUGAUAUUGUCAUCUACUUCCUCUCUGGUUUGCAAUACACGGCGUCACAGUUCUUCAUCAAUUACCUCUUCCUCUACUUUUCUACGAUGGCCGUCUACUCCUUCUUCAGGAUGCUUGGGGCUUUGGUGCCGUCACUCGAUGCUGCCACUGCUCUGUCGGGCAUUGCCAUUCAGGCCCUAGUUGUUUACGCUGGAUACAUUAUCCCAAGGCCCAGUAUGCAUCCUUGGCUCUACUGGCUCUGGUACAUUAAUCCAUUGGCCUACGGUUUUGAGUCCAUGAUGAUCAACGAGUUUUACAAUCUCGAUUUGGAAUGUGUCGUUCCGCGUCUGUUGCCAUACGGUGCUCCAGGACAAUUUCCCAACCAAGGAUGUGCCAUCGCUGGUUCGACCCCGGGAUCCACUGUGGUCUCUGGCGCCGCCUACAUUUCUGAAUCCUUCACUUAUGUGCGUGGUCACCUCUGGCGCAACCUCGCAUUCAUCAUCAUGUUUUGGCUCUUCUUUAUCUUUGUCACCUGUGUUGGAACGGAACGUCAAAAGCCUAAUGCUUCUGCUGGUGGGUCUCUUGUCUACAAACGUGGUGGCGAGCCAAAGGCCGUCAAAGAAGCCUUGGGCGGCGAAAAGGAAGUAGAUGCUGCACAAGAGGCACAAGCAGCCCAUGUCGAGCAACACGAUGGCAGCGACAGUGACUCUACUAUGGAUGGAUUUGAAAAGUCCGAGACGACCUUCACUUGGAGCGAUGUCUGCUACAAUGUCCCGGACCCAGCAAACAAGGGACAUCAAAAGCAAUUGUUGGAUCAUGUUACUGGUUGGGUCAAGCCUGGUCAACUCACUUGCUUGGUCGGAUCGUCGGGAGCUGGUAAGACGACAUUGCUCAACACGCUUGCACAACGUCAAACAACUGGUGUCGUGACUGGUGACAUGCUUGUGGAUGGACGCAAGCUGCCAAGUGCCUUCCAACGUGCUACUGGCUAUGUCCAGCAGAUGGACAUGCACGAGCCUACUGCCACUGUACGCGAGGCACUUCAAUUUUCUGCUCAUCUCCGUCAACCUCGCGAAACACCACAGGCGGAAAAGUACGCGUAUGUCGAGGAGAUCAUCAAGCUCUUGGAAAUGGAACACAUGGCGGAGGCAGUCAUUGGCGUGCCAGGUAAUGGUCUCACCAUCGAACAGCGCAAGCGUGUAACGCUCGGAGUUGAACUUGCUGCCAAGCCAAGUCUCUUGCUGUUCCUCGACGAGCCUACCUCUGGUCUCGACUCGCAAGCUGCCUGGAACAUUGUUCGUUUCCUCAAGAAGCUUGCCAAUGCUGGUCAAGCUAUUCUUGUCACCAUUCAUCAGCCAUCCUCCAUUUUGUUUCAGCAAUUCGAGCGCAUUCUGCUGCUCGGUCCUGGUGGCCAAACGAUCUACUUUGGCGAGCUUGGUGAUCAGUCCAAGACUAUGAUCAAGUAUUUCACAAGUAACGGCGCUGAGGAUUGUCCAGAAGAUGCAAACCCUGCAGAAUGGGUCCUCGAUGUCAUCGGAGCUGGUGGAGGUAUUGGUGCCAAGAAGGCAAAGCAAGACUGGCCCCAGAUCUGGCGCGAUUCCAGGAACGCACAGGACACCAGGAGUGAGAUUGAACGCAUCAGACGGGAACGUGGCGGCAAGGCAAACAAGUUUGAACAAGACACACGUAAAUACGCCAUGCCCGUUACCGCUCAAACCGGUGCCGUUGUCAAGCGUAUCUUCGUUUCCUACUGGCGAACACCUGACUUCUUCAUUGGAAAGCUCAUGCUGCACAUCACCACGGGCCUUUUCAAUUGUUUCACGUUCUUCCAGCUGGGCAACAGCGUGGUAGACUUGCAGAACCGGAUUUUCUCUAUCUUCUUGGUCUUGACUAUCGCUCCGCCGCUCAUGCAACAAUUACAGCCACGAUACCUGCAAUGGCGAGCCUUGUUCCAAGGACGAGAGCAGCAAAGUCGCAUGUACUCGUCUUGGACAUUUGCCCUGGGUUCCAUCCUUGUCGAGUUGCCCUACACAAUCGCUUGUGCAACGAUUUUCUUUUUUUGUUGGUACUUUGGCCCUGGCUUCGACAGAUCGAUUGGCCGCGCUGGCCCUAUUUGGAUGUUCCUUGCACUGUUCGAGAUUUACUAUGUUACGCUCGGUAUCAUGAUUGCCUCUAUUGCCAAGACGGAGCUCUUUGCGUCUCUCUUGGUACCAACCUUCUUUACAUUCAUCAUUGCCUUCUGCGGAGUAUUGUCACCACCCUCGUCCAUCAUCACGUUUUGGCAGUGGGUCUACCAUCUCACUCCAUUCAACUACCUUCUGAGUGCUAUGCUCAUCUUUGUCGUUCACGAUAAGCCUGUCCGAUGUGCCGCAUCUGAGUUUGCACGAUUUGCACCCUUGGCUGGUCAGACUUGCCAGGAGUACGCCGGAAGCUUCGUUCAGCAAGCCGCGGGAUAUCUGCAAGAUCCAAAUGCGACAGACGAGUGUCUCUAUUGUCAAUACGCGACUGGAGAUGAAUACGCUGCGACUCUUCUUGUUUACUGGGGUGAUCGUUGGAGAAACUAUGGCAUCUUUUGGGCGUAUGUCAUCUUCAACAUUCUCAUUACCUUUGUGUUUACAUGGCUGUAUUGUGGUGGCUUUGCAAAGAUCGGCGCCAAGCUCAAGCGCAGUGGUCAUAAGCGGGUAAGAAAGGACAGUCAGUUGCGUGAGGCGGACGAAGAAUCAGUAUAA